Microdochium trichocladiopsis is the source of this 2551-nucleotide messenger RNA. RefSeq names its product GMC oxidoreductase-domain-containing protein. The transcript has 12 exons. The record is from RefSeq and is a predicted model, not a curated record. Lineage: Eukaryota; Fungi; Ascomycota; Sordariomycetes; Xylariales; Microdochiaceae. The coding region runs from base 378 to 2381 and encodes 667 amino acids. Gene Ontology annotation, molecular function: oxidoreductase activity, acting on CH-OH group of donors; flavin adenine dinucleotide binding.
GAGCCUUGAAUGCGCGAUAUCGAAGAAGAUGGUGUUUCCCCGCAACAUUUGAGUGUUGGCUGCAGAGACCCGGCAGGCGAGAGUUCAGGACGAGCGAAUCUCACGAGUCGGCUGCCUUCCCGUGACGCGUAGACAAGGAGAUAUAUCGGAGUUUGAUCGAAACUGUAGUUUCUCAGAAGCGGGGAAGCUGGUACGUGGUUACUAACCGGGAAGCAUCUCAGAGGUGCCGUUCUUACGAUGUGAAGGUGAGAUCACGCUGUUGUUGCGAGUUAUAAAAGGGCUGACAUGUCUACUCGUACUACUCCCUCUUGAGAGAGUGCUCUUUCUUCCGGCUUCCAUCUUCUGCCAAAGGAGUCCUAGAAUAAAACUCGCCCAUCAUGUCUCCCCUCCCUGAGGAAUUCGAUAUCAUCGUGUGUGGUGGCGGCAGUUGCGGGUGCGUGGUUGCAGGCCGUCUUGCCAACCUGGACCACAAUCUCAAGGUGCUGCUCAUCGAGGCCGGGGAGAGCAACCUCAACAACCCAUGGGUCUUCCGCCCUGGAAUCUACCCCCGUAACAUGAAGCUUGACUCGAGAACCGCAUCGUUCUACGAGUCCCGCCCUUCCAAGUGGCUCGCUGGCAGAAAGGCUGUCGUGCCCUGCGCACACAUUCUCGGGGGCGGCUCGUCCAUCAACUUCCUCAUGUACACCCGUGCAUCUGCCUCGGACUAUGACGACUUCCAGGCCAAAGGGUGGUCUACCAAGGAGCUCCUUCCGUUGAUGAGGAAGCACGAGACCUAUCAGAGGGCUUGUGGGAACAAGGACAUUCAUGGAUUCGAGGGGCCGAUCAAGGUCUCUUUUGGGAAUUACACUUACCCCAUCAAGGACGACUUUCUUCGUGCUGCAGAGUCUCAGGACAUUCCUGUUGUCGACGACCUCCAGGACCUCAAGACCGGCCACGGAGCCGAGCACUGGCUGAAGUGGAUCAACCGCGAUACUGGACGCCGGUCCGAUAGUGCUCACGCCUAUGUCCACUCGACUCGUGCUGUCCACAGCAACCUCUAUCUCGCAUGCAACACCAAGGUCGACAAGGUCAUCAUUGAGAACGGCGUGGCCGUCGCUGUGCAGACUGUGCCCACGAAACCACUGCAUCCGAACCAGCUCAAGACCCGCACGUUUAGAGCUCGCAAGCAGAUCAUCGUGUCUGGCGGCACGCUGUCGUCUCCCUUGAUCCUGCAGAGGUCCGGUGUUGGCGAUCCUAAGAAGCUCCGCGCGGCUGGCGUCGAGUGCAAGGUCGACCUGCCUGGCGUAGGUCUCAACUUCCAGGACCACUACUUGACUUUUGCCACGUACCGUGCCAAGCCGGAGACGGAGAGCUUUGAUGACUUUGUGCGAGGUGUGCCGGAGGUCCAGAAGAAGGUCUUUGACCAGUGGGCUCUGAACGGCACCGGCCCGCUCGCGACCAACGGCAUCGAUGCCGGCGUCAAGAUCCGCCCGACACAGGCCGAGCUCAAGAAGUUCGAGUCCUGGCCGACUCCGCACUUCACCGAGGGCUGGAAGUCGUACUUCCUCAACAAGCCCGACAAGCCCGUGAUGCACUACAGCGUCAUUGCGGGCUGGUUCGGCGACCACAUGUUGAUGCCACCCGGAAACUUCUUCACCAUGUUCCACUUCCUCGAGUACCCCUUCUCGCGGGGCUCGACGCACAUCAAGUCCGCCGACCCGUACGACACCCCCGACUUUGACACGGGCUUCAUGAACGACGAGCGCGACAUGGCGCCCAUGGUGUGGGGAUACAUCAAGUCGCGCGAGACGGCGCGCCGGAUGGACGCCUACGCGGGCGAGGUGCAGGCCAUGCACCCCUUCUUCGACUACGACUCGCCCGCCCGCGCCAACGACAUGGACCUCGAGACGACCAAGCGCUACGCCCUCGAGGGCAACCUGAGCGCGGGCCUGCAGCACGGCAGCUGGAGCCAGUCCAACCCGAAGCCGAGCAAGACGGCCGAGGCCAACAUCCUCAACAGCAACCGCGCCGACGUCCGCGAGGACCUCGAGUACAGCAAGCGCGACAUCGAGGCCAUCGAGGAGUGGACGAAGCGCCACGUGGAAAGUACCUGGCACAGCUUGGGGACGUGCUCUAUGGCUCCGCGUGAGGGCAACAGCAUCGUCAAGCACGGAGUCUUGGACGAGCGCCUCAACGUGCACGGCGUCAAGAAUCUCAAGGUCGCGGACCUGUCCAUCUGUCCUGACAAUGUCGGCUGCAACACGUACUCAACUGCUCUACUUAUCGGUGAGAAGUGCGCCGUUCUGACGGCCGAGGAUCUGGGCUACUCGGGUGAGGCGCUCGAGAUGAAGGUCCCGACGUACCACGCUCCCGCCGAGGUUGCUUUGAAGUACCGUCUGUAGGGAGAACAGUCUGGAAGGGACCAAGGAAACGUCUUCGUUGUCUCGCUGUGGGGGACUCUGGCGAAAUUGACCACCGAGCUGUAAAUGUGUUCCAUUGUUCGUCGAAAAUGAAAAGCUCGUAGUACGUUGAUACUGAAUGCUCCCCCGUCUCACCCAGCAUUGUGGUGUCG